GAAUCAGAUUUAUUGAAAAGUUACUAAUUUAUUGAAAAGUUGACUUUCAGAUUCCUCAGAUCAGGUGCCAUGUUUGUACGUAAUAAUCUGUCAUCAAGAAGACCAGUUCGAUUUUAACGAGCCUUUUAUUAGCCUAAUAAGUAUGGCGUCGGCUGGCUCGGCCUUCAGGGUCCACGCGGUCCGCCUGGGGCCGGGACAGGAGCUGCUGGGCUCCCUGCAGGCGUUUGUGGAGGAGCGGAACCUCAGAGCGCCGUUUAUUGUCACCUGUGUGGGCAGUGUAACCAAGGCAACGCUCCGACUGGCACACACCACGGCUGGGAAUACCAAUGAGGUGAUUCAUCUAGAUGAGCACUUUGAGAUCGUGUCCCUGGUGGGCACGCUGAACAAGGAUGCUCACCUCCACAUCUGCCUGGCGGACAAGGAGGGGAAGACGGUGGGGGGGCACGUAAUGGGGGGCCUGGAGGUGUUUACCACGGCUGAGGUGGUCAUCGGCGAAGCCACAGAGUUGCUGUUUGAGAGACAUAUGGACCACAGCACAGGCUUCCAUGAGCUGGUCAUUCAAUCCCGCUCCAAAAAGGACUAAUAGAAGUCCAAAUUUGGAGUAAGCCUUUGAGCUUUAUACUAAACUAACAUUUCAAUACGGAUGUAUUGUGAAGUUUAGGAGAAUAUGCCGGGUUUAAUUACAGUGGGUCUGCCGAGGUACUGGUGUAGUGAUAAAGGAUUUGCUGUCUUGUUUAAUUUUUUUAUUUUUUUACAUGCAAUCAGAUCUUCAACCAAAACAAUAUUAAAUAAAGGAAACUUGUGGGAACAUUUGUAGACUUGUGUUAUUUAAUGAAAAUGCAAGACCCAAUGAUCUGCUGUGUUGAAAGGUAAUGGGCCUGUUUCUGUAUGCUCAAUGACACAUCAAUGCAAGCCAACCAGAGGUCACUUGGAUGGACAAUUUGGGGAAUUACACCUGGGAUCUUUAGUGACCAGAGAGUCAGGACACCCGUUUAACAUCCCACAAAGAUGCUCCCCUAGACAGGACAGUGUCCCCCUUUACUGUCCAACACCACUUCCAGGCGCGUCUGUUCUCCUAUCCAGGGGCAGACCAGGACCGACCCUGACUGGCUCUGGGCUGACCGUCUGUGGGAUGCAGUGUGCUAAGCUGCUUGGUUUCACACAGAACUGCUGUAAAUCACUGAUAUCUGUGGGUUUUCCUAUGCCAAUAUCACAGUUAGGCUCAGGUCGGUGCCUUGACUAGGCCAUUUCAACUUUCCAACCCCUCUGGUGUAGAUUUGCUUGCUCCACUCACAGAUGGCUUGAAUCCUCUGGAAUUCUUUGAUAUAGAGCAGAAUUCAUGGUUCCUUUAAUGAGGAAGUAGUCAAAGU
Molecule: messenger RNA, 1370 nt
Organism: Esox lucius (northern pike)
Lineage: Eukaryota; Metazoa; Chordata; Actinopteri; Esociformes; Esocidae
Product: bifunctional protein GlmU
Exons: 3
Coding region: 143-583 (146 amino acids)
Source: RefSeq, a predicted model, not a curated record